UGGCCUAGGUCGUGAGCUAGCCAAUGAUACCGUGGCUGGAGAGAGAACCAAAUUAGGCAUGUGCUGUAGAAAGCCAUGCAUGAUUCAGAAAGCACUCGCUUGCACUCAGCCUGACUCUGAACGCCGAGCUCGGCGCUCCCAGCCAGGUCAUUAUUCAUCCCAGCGCCAUUUAUCCUGUAAUCCAUCCCUCCGUUUUAGUCCUUCGUCUCUUUCUUUCUUUCCAUCUCGUCCGAUAUCGCAAGAGUUAGUUUCAACCGUGUAGACAAUGAACUUCUUCAAGACCAAACCGCGAACACCUCCUGAUAUCGUCCGUGGCUUGCGAGAUGCGAUACCCAAACUCGAAUAUGGGCCUCCAGGCAGUGAGACGAGGAGAAAGGCAGGUGAAGAAGUAUCCAGAAACCUCCAGGCAAUUAAGGGCAUUCUGUACGGUGAUGGAGAGCCUUUGCCAGAACUUAUCGCACAACUCGCACAAGAAACGUAUUCCACAGACCUCCUCCUCCUACUCGUACAGAAUAUCGCAAAAUUCGACUUCGAGGCUCGAAAGGACGUGGUCCAGAUAUUCAACAAUCUUCUCCGGCGUCAAAUCGGGGCCCGCCUGCCAACGGUGGAAUAUAUAUGCGCUAGGCACGAAGACGUUAUCUUUGCGGCUCUGGAAGGAUACAGUAACGAAGAGGUUGCGUUGAAUACGGGGAUGGUUCUAAGGGAGAUGUUGCGACACGAACAGUUAGCCAAGAUCUUGCUCUAUUCUGAACAGUUCUACAUGUUUCCCCAUCAUAUAGAGACAACGUCAUUUGGAGUUUCAUGCGAUGCAUUUGCAAAUCUCAAAGAGACAUUAACACGACACAAACCCAUGGUUGCCGAAUACCUGGACAAGAACUACGAUCGUUUUUUCGCAUCUUUCACAACACUCCUACUGUCCACCAAUUAUGUUACCAAGCGCCAGUCCCUCAAGCUCCUCGGCGAAAUCCUCCUUGACCGUGCCAAUUUCAGCGUCAUGACCAGAUAUAUCGCUCAAGAAUCCAACCUGAAGAUGAUGAUGAACAUGCUUCGGGACAAGAGCAAGAAUAUCCAGUUCGAAGCUUUCCACGUUUUUAAAGUAUUCGUUGCCAAUCCAAAAAAGCCACCUCAGAUUGAAAUGAUACUAAGGCGCAACAAGGAGAAAUUAUUGACUUUCCUGAGGAGCUUUCAUAAUGAUAAGGAAGACGAGCAGUUCAGCGACGAGAAGCAAUUCCUCAUCGUGCAGAUACAGAACCUGUGACGCUGGACGUCCUUACACGCUCCCCUUUCCCUUCUUUGGCAGAACAUCUUUCUUGCGAUACAUGUACCGUGGGUCCCUGUUGUUUCCAGUUGAACACUUGUAGCACCCGCAACUUUCAGUCCCUACCAGUCAUCCCUUGAGUGAUAUUGGCAUCUCGUGAACGCUCAUGAUCUCUGCCGCCGACUGCUGUAUCAUACCGCAUAUAUCGCUGUCCUAUGUACAUAACUGAUUUGACGUCAGUUGUACUUAUACCAUCAAUGUUGUCCAAACACCGGUUGUUGUUCGAGGUGCUUAUAACCAAGUAAUGGGACGAUCACUGUGCGCCCCAGACCGGGUGAAUUGUACCCGUCACACCACCCGUUCACAGAACUAGUUUGUUUCACCAGCUGGUGAAGUGCG
Suillus paluster is the source of this 1657-nucleotide messenger RNA. RefSeq names its product mo25 protein. The transcript has 7 exons. Gene Ontology annotation, biological process: intracellular signal transduction. Gene Ontology annotation, molecular function: protein serine/threonine kinase activator activity. Lineage: Eukaryota; Fungi; Basidiomycota; Agaricomycetes; Boletales; Suillaceae. The record is from RefSeq and is a predicted model, not a curated record. The coding region runs from base 266 to 1258 and encodes 330 amino acids.